Messenger RNA from Parathielavia appendiculata, 497 nucleotides. RefSeq lists its product as uncharacterized. The transcript has a single exon. Bases 238 to 474 code for a protein of 78 amino acids. NCBI's taxonomy places the organism in Eukaryota, Fungi, Ascomycota, Sordariomycetes, Sordariales, Chaetomiaceae. The record is from RefSeq and is a predicted model, not a curated record.
CAGGUCUCGGCCGCCAAGGUCGAUACAGCAGCCGCUUUGUCCAUCUUGGUGACUCGCAUCCCAGCUGGUGGUCUGUUUGGUCCAACGAUCCCGAGAAGAUGCAAAUGGAGGCGUACUUCUCUGCUGACGCAGGUACGAUGAUCCCUCGGAGCCCUUGAACUCAUCAGGCUUGCCCCGUAGUAAUAUGGAGUGUGCUGCACGUGUGCAGAGACCCCCAGCGUCGGUUCCCAGUUCAACAUGAACCUCAUGCCCGUCCUUGUCAAACAAGACGCCGGCGCCGGCGACACUUUUCUGCUCGUCGACGACAAGGGGGGUGUUUUCUUAUGGAACGAGAAUGAGCUGGAGAUGUAUAGGUUUGUUGCGCGGGACGGCAAGACACUCGUCGUGGAGGAUGUUGCGGCGAGGGUCAGAGGGGAGACAUACACCAACGAUGAGCUUGUGAGACAGUUUUGGAAUCCCUCGGGGAGGGCUUGAACCCAAUUGUGAAUUUGAUGCUG